AGAACGAUUUAUAUGUGUGUGUGUGUGUGUGAAAUCUACAUUUUUAUCACAUAAAAACCCCACCCCCCCGGAAUCAUAUUAGUUCACCGGGGAGUUUUUGUAGGCCAUAGGGCAGUCGAAGCAGCUGUUUCAAGAAGCUUGGAAAACAAUCUUUCCAUUGUAACACAGCAGUAUUCCAGAGAAGCCAGGUGUUGCUGCAACAUAGUCAGCUCGAGCUUUAGGAAUACAACUUCCCAUCCUGCGUGUUGGCGUGGAGUCCACAGAAGCUAUUACUAUUACCUGUUGUCCAUCCCGCGAGUUGACGUAGAGUCCACAGAAGUUAUUACUAUUAACUGUUUUCCAUCCCGCGAGUUGACGUAGAGUCCACAGAAGCUAUUAGCUGUUGUCCAUCCCGCGAGUUGACGUGAAGUCCACAGAAGUUAUUACUAUUAACUGUUUUCCAUCCCGCGAGUUGACGUAGAGUCCACAGAAGCUAUUAGCUGUUGUCCAUCCCGCGAGUUGACGUGGAGUCCACAGAAGCUAUUACCUGUUGUCCAUCCCGCGAGUUGACGUAGAGUCCACAGAAGUUAUUACUAUUAACUGUUUUCCAUCCCGCGAGUUGACGUGGAGUCCACAGAAGUUACCAGCUGUUGUUCGUUUCUGUAAAGAGUAGGAUCGAACUUUAUUUUUUGAAUUAAAGCUCUUUAUGUCGAUCUUCCCUGCUAGUGAUAAAAUGUUACAUUCUGAAAAAUUCUUCUGCCUUUGUUGAGGGCCGUUACUCAUGGCAGCCAUGUUAGUCUGUCAAGCUUCCACCAUCGAGAGUGAGGAAGGAGAUACAGUUAACUGUAAACACUGUCAGGCCCAGGGAACUGGAGACAACCAGAUAUACUGGGGAAUUCAACUUGACCAGGAUCUCUUGGAGACCAUUAUUAGCAUCUAUCCGGAGUGGUUUAAAGACUAUAACUUGAACUUGACCACAAUGGCAGAUUGGAAUGCCAAUAACACUAAUGGAGGAGUAAGAAGUGAAAGUAGUAGUACGAUGAUCCCGUUGUUCCAGUCCUGUGAGACCAACACUCCACCAAAAUCUGUGGUGGAUGAAGGUUCCCUUCAGAAGUCUAUGGACAAGAACAAAGAAUCUCUGAAAAAGAAACUAUUACAACGUCGUCCUAUAUCCCAACUCGUAGAACAAGGAAUCAUGCCAC
Messenger RNA from Limulus polyphemus (Atlantic horseshoe crab), 1181 nucleotides. RefSeq lists its product as uncharacterized. The annotation marks the transcript as partial. NCBI's taxonomy places the organism in Eukaryota, Metazoa, Arthropoda, Merostomata, Xiphosura, Limulidae. The record is from RefSeq and is a predicted model, not a curated record. The transcript is spliced from 3 exons.